Beta vulgaris subsp. vulgaris (sugar beet) is the source of this 865-nucleotide messenger RNA. RefSeq names its product acyl carrier protein 2, mitochondrial. Gene Ontology annotation, biological process: fatty acid biosynthetic process. The transcript is spliced from 2 exons. NCBI's taxonomy places the organism in Eukaryota, Viridiplantae, Streptophyta, Magnoliopsida, Caryophyllales, Amaranthaceae. Gene Ontology annotation, molecular function: acyl carrier activity; acyl binding. The record is from RefSeq and is a predicted model, not a curated record. Gene Ontology annotation, cellular component: mitochondrion. The coding region runs from base 120 to 521 and encodes 133 amino acids.
ACACGAAGGGAGAGACACGAAGAAAGAAAGGGCAAGAGCCACAAAACCCUCCACAUCCACAAGACCACAACCCCCUUUUCUGUACACCUCCCAUACAUUUUCUCUCUCAUCCCUCAACAAUGGCGGCUGCUCGCAGUGCAAUUUUGAAGUACAUGAGAGUACCUGUAACAAGGUCUCUCUCUCAAAACCCUUACACUCCAUUUUCGAUUUCAUCUUCCUUCAACUCUCUCUUAUCUCGCCGCCAUUUUUCCGACGAGGUUCGAGCUUCCUUCCUCGACAAAUCCGAGGUCACUGAUCGUGUCAUCUGCGUCGUUAAGAACUUCCAGAAAGUCGAUCCUUCUAAGGUUAAUCCUAAUGCACACUUCCAGAAUGAUCUUGGGCUUGAUAGUUUGGAUACUGUUGAAAUUGUGAUGGCACUUGAAGAAGAAUUUCGUUUUGAAAUUGGAGACAAUGAAGCAGACAAGAUCAACUCUAUUAAUAUGGCAGUUGAUUUUAUUGCAUCUCACCCUCAUGCAAAGUAGAUGGGGGAAGUUAGAAGCCCCUCUUUCUCCGUUCUCUGGUUUCUUAUGGAUAUUGCUUUAGAAGAUAACUUAGGGUUGUUCAUUUUUCACCUUUAGACUCUAUUUCAUGAUCUGAUCAUUACCCUCUCGAAAUAGAGGUGGUCUUCCCCCCUCCCCCGUAUUCAAUUACUUUGUUGUUGCAUCAUGUGGGUGUGAUUCUUGUUUUGAAAACCAUUUUUGCGCGGGCAGUGUUACGAUGGUAUCAUUCUGCCAAGGAGUUAGAAUAAUUACUGUACAUCUUGAACAAGAUGAGAAUUGACACUUGAAUCGUGUUAUUUCGUCGUGACAGGAUUUAUUAUGUUUAA